AUGCCGCCACUGACCACCGUGAUCGCGAUAGCCGUCAGCUGUUCGGUUCUUUUCAUAGUCGCUGCAGUCGUGGGGACAGUCAUAUGGGUCAGAGUACGCCAUGACCGCUUGUCGCUGGCGGUUGCAAAUGCCAAACACGGUCAAUUUGGCUUGCAGCACUACCAGGCUGAGACGUUGACUGAACUCUCCCGCGAAGAAGGCACGGCGCUGAGACAAUAUGGCCAACUUCCGUAUGGAAAGCCAUCUGAAUGGGGAGUGCUAUCGUCUCGGGAAAGUCUGCCUACUUCUCCAGGAGACUCGGAGUCAUCAUCCCCUCCAAAUGAAAAGGGCCGCGACUUGCGUCGGCCGAUGUCCCGUUCUUUGUCUACGCGUUCUGCGCGAGUGUCGAAGGGCUUCCUAGGACCGCAACGCCUCAGUUCUCUCACACCGCUGACAGAAAGAUCCGAAAAGCGCUAUUCAUCAUCCCCGGUGGUUUCCUGUAUCAACGAGCGCUUGUCGAGCUCCGCUGUUGAUGGAGCGGUCGAAUUGCCCACAGAGACGACACCGAGGCACACACCUGAGAGAGAAGAGGAACACCCGCGAGCCGAAAUCACUAUGCGUCCAAUCUCCGGAGCGUGGCCCUUGGUGCACUCGCGGGAACGCUCUGGAAAUCUGUAUCCGGUCUUAGAGGACAACCCAGAAGGGAUCAAUCCCCCCUUUGCCCGAGUCCGGGGCGGAAGCAUCACCGCUCAAACGGCUGGGACAAUGCCAGAGCAGCCUGUACCUCCCCCACCAUGUGCCUACCCGCCAAAUCGCUUCCGCUUGUCAAAGAAUGACUCUAUAUGUUUCUCCUCGUUGAGUUUGGAGACAGCAGACAGCUCCAUACUCGACGAAAGCCGACGGACAUCGACCAAUAUCGAGAGCGACUUCACUUCGCCAGCACUACCGCCUUGCCCUACUUUUACGCCAUUUGAUGCCAAUGACGUUGGACGGCUGGAGUUUGACAGACGUAGCUUUGUGACGCCCAGCUCAGUUGUACCAGCGCCGUUUGUGUUUCCUGCUACAUCUUCUGCUGUUUGGGAGGGCCAGAGAAUUGAAUCAGGUCGUACUUCACCCCGUCGCAGCUUGACGGCCCGCAGCCCUACCUCAAUGGAACGGAGCAGCCCGCCGCCACGACGCAGUGAGUCUGUCUCCGUGGGACAUUCUCGACGUGAUUCGGGUAUGAGCGUCAAGCCAUUGGAUUUGAGUAAUACGCCUAUCCUCAACGCCGCUGGUCGCAAUGCGGCCUUGCUGCCGCACUUCAGUCAGAUGCAGAGAAUCCCACCGCAAACCGAACAACGACGAAGCCACGAUCCUUUCUACGCUGGGCCUCAGAAUGCCGCGAACACCAACGCACAGGGUGCCCCUAGAAACAGACUGACCGGUUUAGCCACACCGGAAAGUUCUGCGCAGUCCCUGGCCGGCCAUGUGAAGCCACCCAUGGCAUCUGCGAUGAGAAGCGGGAACAGUCUACGAAAGGGCCACCGGCGACAAAACUGCGUCCGGAUCUCGAUCCAUCCCCCCGUCACCUUCAAUGGACCUGUAUUCUCUCCGACAGCCGAGGAGCCAGAAGACGUUGAGGAAAUCGACUUUCGCCGUUCUCAGGUAUCCGAGCUGUCAGCAUCCAAUGUGUCGCUCCCCUCAAAUGUAUCUAGUCUCUCGGCGGGCAACAAUACUCAACAUUCUCAGCAAAACGAUCGCCUGCGCGUGAUCGAUGUCUCAGAAGAUCGUCGAACCUCACGCAGAGGCACACCCAAGAGGCGAAAGCAUACUCGAGGCGAUUCAACGGAUAGCAUGAUGAGCAUGAUCAAUGCGGGAAAUUCUUUGCCGGAGAUUGUUACUACGCUGCCCAUUCCGAAGAUUGAGACCAGUCUGCUCAAUACCCCCUCUCCCGAGGCGAACAGUCCUGUUUGGAUGAUGUCCAGCCAUACCAGUUCGCCAUCUACAUAUGAGAACAUGUCAAGUCCAGGGAGUCCGCGUCGGUCGGCCGUCAAGGGCCCGCGCAAUCAGCCGGGCCGGCAAAUGCGUAACAAUUACCGCCCUUCACAGCCGUUGGAGGACAAUGCAAAGUUGUCGCUACGAACCACCUCUCGCCCUCCUCACAUGCGCAAAGAUCCGGCACGGAAGCCCCCUGAGUCAGCCCAGCGACCGAAGACUGAUGCCCAGCAAACAGCAUCGCCACGGAACCAAGAUUCGGCCGGCCAAGCUCCGCCAGGCGCCCCGAGGAUGAAUCAUCCAGCGAUCGCAAAACAACAGCCACCCCAAUCCCUGCGACAACACCGCCCUCACCAUCGCCCUCCGCCAGCCGGAAGUAAUCCCAAGUCUCCGAUCAUGCAAACCGGGGGCAUUGUCUCUAUCUGGGAAGAUGGGCCGCUGGAGUUGAAAGCGCCGCCUAAACCUACAGUAUCUCUGGUCAAGGAAGCAACAGAACUCCCCGACGAGCCGACUGCAAAGCGUGUGGAAAGGACGAAAAGCCAAGGGCCUGGUGAUCGAUCACCGACCAAGUCGAGCAACAACCGAUCCAAACAAGAGCCGAAGACUCCGACGAGACGGGCCGUAGGCUUGGGCAUUGGUGCUGCCACCCCGGCCAGCUUGUAUGACGGCGACGGAUUCUUGAAGGAGUAG
Aspergillus aculeatus ATCC 16872 is the source of this 2643-nucleotide messenger RNA. RefSeq lists its product as uncharacterized. The record is from RefSeq and is a predicted model, not a curated record. The transcript has a single exon. The coding region runs from base 1 to 2643 and encodes 880 amino acids. Lineage: Eukaryota; Fungi; Ascomycota; Eurotiomycetes; Eurotiales; Aspergillaceae.